UGAGGUCUUGUCAAGUGCCUAUAACAAGUAUUUGAGACAGGAGGGGGUGGAGGAGGGGAAACGGACUCCAAAAAACUACAAAAUCAAAAUUAAUAAAUGUGUGUGACUACAUAAUAUAACAAUAUGUCAACUAAUCCUAAAUUUUACUUCAACCUUUCUGUAGUUAUUUGUAUAUUUUAUUUUAAUGAGGGAUGUGGGUACAUGGUAUUUUGUUGAAUAUAAUGUGGAGGAGGUCCUCCCAAACAGGACUACAGAGGGCCAACAGGGCUUCUAAAAUGACCCUUUUAGGCCUUUAAGGUCCUGCAUGUCCCCAUCUGUGCCUGCGUCUCCAUGAUCUCCAUGAUGCCACUCUCCUACUUGCUCACUAAACUCAGCCAGCCAGCCUUGCAAAUUCCUAAGCUGCACCAAAACCUUUCCCCGUGUCCCCUCCUCCCGCCCCCCAACACUCACCUUGACUGGCUCCUUCCCACCUAUUCGUUUUCCACUUAGUAACCUCCUCAAGGGGACCCCCCUGAGCUGUCCAUCUAAAGUAGGCACAGGUGCCCCCCUCACCACCUGUUCUGUCGCCUUCUUUCCUCCAUAACAUUGCUCUCCAUCUGUAGUUUAUUUUUUCUGUUUAUUCUAUCUUCCCAUGAUACUAAUAAGCUCCAUGAAGGCGAGAAACUUUGCCUUGUUCUCUGUUGUAUCCUUAGGACCUACUCUAGUGACUGGUGCAGAGCAGGCCUCAAUGAAUAGCCGCUGAAUUUGUGAAUAAUGAAGGAGAACUUCAUCUUCGAGGGAGGAGGGCCAAGCCGGAAAGAUUUGCCGUGGACUCCAUCUUGGGAGGCUGAAGGCACUCAUCUUCCUCUGAUUCUAGGCCCCCAGAUGGGUUUCAAAAGGAACAUUUGGAGGUUUUCCCCCCGCAGUAGUUCUGAUGAAAGCUCCUGUAACUUACCCUAUUGGGGUGGGGCUGAGGGAAAUUAAAAAAUGGACUCAAAACUAGUUUGAAAGGGAAGGAAGUGGUUGAGGGCAGGUGGAUGGCUCCCCAGGUUGGGCCACUUCCUUUGUCCCAGCCCCGCCCCCGGAUUCUAACGGCUCCACCCCUUCCUGUCUUCCGCUGGGAGCCAGGGAUGGCUUGGGCCCCGGGUUCCGGGUUCCGGCGCCAGGGCCCUCAUCCUCGUUAAUUAUUCAAGAUGGAGGAGGACACUAGGGGAGGCGCUCUUAUUAAUAUUCAUGAGGGGCGGGGCCUCCCUCCCGCUGGGGCUCCUGGGAGGAUUCUAAAGUCUUCUCGAGGGCACUGGGGCUCCUGGGAGGCGCGACCCGCAGCGCCGGAGCGGAUCCGAGCCGGAUCUCUCUUCCCGGCCGGAAAACCUCGAGGAGAUUUUUUCUUAAAAAACUUUAAGAAAUUUGAGGAUGGUGGGGCACAACGACUAACUCCCAUCUUCCUGUGAUUCUUUAGCCGGAAAACGGUCAAAUUCUGUGGAUAAAUUCACAAGAUAAGAAAAAGGAUGGCAUCUAGAGUAAAUACCAGUUUCACUUUGAUUCCCAACCAGAAAUAUAGACGUAGUAGUCGUCGAUCCAGCCAUGUUUCCAACACCCUCGACUCAGAUUCUCAGCCCUUAUCAGCACUUGGAAAUUUUAGAGCCUUGCCAUUGGAAAUAUUCCAAAUAAUCUUAAGAUAUUUAUCAGUGAAGGAUGUCAGCAUGCUAAGCAUGGUGUCCAAAACAGUCAGCCAGCAUAUUAUUAAUUAUAUCUCAACCUCAUCAGGAAGCAAAAGACUUUUACUACAGGACUUUCAUAACCUUGAGCUGCCUGGCAAGAGACAAGACUCUGCUGUAUUGGAACACUACAGAUCUCUAGGUUUACUGUUUAAAAGAUGUACAUUGUUGCUACCCACAAAAGAAAGACUAAAGUACAUUCACAAGAUACUCGCAGAAGUUCCCUGUUUUAAAUUCAAUGGCUGUGCAGCUCCUAUGCAGUGUUCAGGAUUAUCAUGUUAUGGCAUGCUUUUACAGACCUUAACAGCAGGUUGGGAUGAACUUGAGUGCCAUCGGGUUUUUAACUUUUUAUGUGAGCUGACUGAUCUCUCCCGCAAAAUGCAGACCAUUGUCUUCAGCAAACCAGGAAAUUCCCGAAAACUAGAGUUAAGGAUCAGACUGUUCUGUAGGAAUGUCCUGUUUGAUCAUUGGACACAUAGAAGUGAUUCUGCUUUUUGGUUGACACGUAUAUUAAAACCAUGGCCAAUGGUGAAUCAGGCAAGAUUACUAUAUAUCAUCUUUGGACCAAUAUCUCCUCAAGAUGGACAAGUGGUUUGGCAGAAAAUGGUAGAAGAACCUACAGAUGAAUCUAGUCUGAAAGGUCUGGCUGAUGCCAUUAAAUUACUAUAUGACACAGGCAUCAAAGAGUGGACAGCAGAUGAUGUUAUCAGUCUUAUAGAUGAACUAUCAGUGGUUCCUCGUGAGUGGCUUCUAGAAAAUAAUGCACGUCUCCUAAUCCUAAGUGGGAACGACAUCUGUUUCACUUUCAUGGCUAGUAAAGCUGUGAAUGGACGGACCGCUGAACUGGCAAGACUGAUAGUCUUUUUGGCUUUGGUGUGCGAGAAAGAACUAUACUGCAUGGACUGGGCAGUUAAAAUGAUGCAAAAAGUCUGUAAAGUCUUUAGUACCUCAGUUGAAAAAAACAACUUCCUGCAGAAUGUGGCAAAUGCAUUUGCAUGUAUUAUAAUGGAAAUGCUGCAGUCAAUUAUGUCUGGAGACCGAGAUGAAGAGGACAGAAUCUUUUUGAAUUUGUUCCAUCUUGUGCAUGCUCAAGCUAACUUCCAUAAGGAGGUCCUGUAUUUGACCAUCAAUUCUAUCUCUACCUAAAUACUCAGAAAGCCGUGCAUUUAGAGACUACCUCACUGAACUAACAAUGAGAAGAAUGCUACUUUCCACAAUCAAAAAAUAGCACCCAAAGAACUUUUUUUCACCCAAGUAAUUCUAAAGUUGCACAGAAUUUUAGUGGCAACUUCUUAUAUCAUUAUUAAUAUAAAAAUUAUAGGCAAACCCAAGAAUAUAUUGAGAUUUCUCUGGAAAACAAGCUGUGCCUCUUCCAGAAUUUAUAAACCUCACACCAAAAUUUAGUCUCCAAGAGUCUGGGGCCGGCCAGCCUGUAUGUAUGGGUCUUUGAAGCAAGAGAAAAUUUUCUUUUAUAGUUGAGCAGACCCAACUUUAGUAUGUAUCUGUUCACUGUGCUUAGAUUGUGUAGACCUAGCCUAGAAUGUUUUGUGAAGGUUUGCAAUAUGAUGUUUUGGAAUGUGCAGAUAUAAAUCACAUUUUAAACCACCUUGUUGGCAUAUAGUUACAAAGAACAUUAUAUUUUGUUCGUGUUUUGUAUGAACAGAUCAAAAACCAAAGGAAGUAUGUGUGUAUAUGUAUAUACAUACCCAUAAAUAUGUAUAUAUGUACAUAUACACAAAUAUAUAUGUUUCUUUAAGACAAAUCAUACAAAAAGUCUAUAAAGAGAGAGGGGUAUAUAGUGUUUUAAUACAAAUCAUAUUUUAUUUCUGGGGAUUAGAGUAAAAUGUUGCAAAUAAGGGAAAAUAUAAAAUGAAAGAAAAGUACCUAUUCUGAUGCCAGCACAAUAUGCACAAAUAAUUUGCACUUCCUCCUAAAGCUUUUCUCCCUGUCUUGAAAAGUAGAACUUGAAGAAACUGGAAGCAUGAAUGUUAAAGCAGCCCAGGAGUGGGGUUUUUCUUCACUCAAGUAAAUGAAUUCUAAGAAGCUCCAGGACUAUUUCAGUCUGACUAGCAUCACUUUUACUAUUAAAGUAGAAAACAAUAGCGCCUAAUGAGGCUGAAAUAAUGCCGGAACUCUCCUGGAUUUUCCAUUUUCUUCUCCUUGGGUUUGAUCAUUUUACUUCUGUUGAACACACAACGUUUCCCACUCGACUUUUCAGACACUGGCUUUCUUUUUCUAAGCCCUUGAUUUAACUCACCUCUUCAGCUGAUAAAGGGGAGAAAUAACUAGACGAUAUAGAAAUUACCUGCAGAAGUAGGAUAGAAAUUGUGGAAAAUUCUCAAGUAUUUGGCAAGUGGGGUUCAGUAAGAGAUUUAAUAAGAUUGAGGAAGAGUGAAAUUUGUGGAGAAAAUGUAAAUUUUGAUAACAAGAUUUUACUAUAUUUCAGUAGCAUAAGCACUUAACCUUCUUUUAUGGAUAGUCAGAAACUAACUGCCUUUCUUUGAUGGAUUGUUGGACUGCAAUUCCAUCGGUUGCAGGAAUUAUUUCUCCAGAGUUUAGCAUUUACAUAUUUAUGCAAAAAAACAAGUCCUUGCUUUUAUCCUAGUUUCAUUUUCUUCCUCUAAUUUCGUUUUCUUCCUUCCAGUUCACCACUAAAUUAUGAAGAUUAAAAGUUGGCAGAUACCAGAGUACAAAACAUUUUAAUUAGCUUUUUUGUUUCUCUCUCACUCUUUUUCUCUUACAUGCUUUGGAAAACCUAACCCAUUUAUUUAUCAAAAUAUUAGUAAUUCCAAGUUGAGAAUAUACUCCAUUAGAUUAUUUGGGGGGGGGGUAGAGAAGAAAAAUGAAGGAAAGAAAGUAAAAAUUUUAAUAUAAAUAGUGAAUAUUUUAAAUAGUUUACUACAUAGAUGUUAAGUUUCAUUCUCUUAGAGAAGCAAUUUCGCAUUGUGAAGUUUCCUUGUGUUCCUUGAAUUACCUAAGUCUCUACAGCAGUUAUUUUCAGAAGUUUACAAAAGAAGAAUGGCUUAAUUUAAAAGAUUUUGACCUGGAUUUUGAAUCUCAUCACACACUUGACAUGACUGCUGCUGUAAAAUUUGAAAAAAACAUUAUUGUAUUAUUCUCGAUAAUUGUGAGGUCAUUGUCUCACCGUCCCCAGAAAUUUGGGACAUAAAAAAUCUGAUUCAUUCUUUGGGUACAGUAGAUAAAUGAUAUCAUCUUGCUACCAAUAAAAAGUAAAUAGAAAAAUUCUUCAUUCAAUUAUCAAUAGAUAAAAAUAACUUUUGAGACAAAAUUUGCAGUUUCCUCAAUUCAGCAAUCCAGUGGGGUUUUUUUUAUUGUGUUUUUUGUUUUUUACUUUUUGGGUCAACAGUAAUUUUAUUGUAACAGAGAAACCAGGCUGCAGUAAGUCUACAUGAGUAAGGUAGAUGGUGGUUAUCUUUCCAAAGGGUGAAUGAAGCCCGAGCCCAGCUAAACAGCAAUCCAGUUUUUUGCUGAAUAUAUUUGUCAUUAGGAAUAAAGUGUGAUAUCAAAUUUUGAAGUGGGAGGCUAAAUUGUAAAAGCAUAUAUGUAUGUAUUAUCAUUAAUAUUGAUGUUUAAGUGAUGGUAUAUGCAAUCAUAUUGCCACAAAAAAGGUGCAUGUGCAAAAUGAAUAGCCUAAAGAUGUUAGGAGAUUGUUCACUUCUAGCUGACUCUAGAACAGUCAUAAUAACAUAACAAUACUAGCAAUUCAAAUCAUUCAUUUAUCCUAUACUUUUUUUCUGAAUUAGAAGAUAAGCCUGUGCUUCUAGCUCUUUUUUUCCUUUUGGUAGUGAUUUCCUCAGAAUUCUUUGACUUUUAUUUGUAGGAUGAUUUUUACUUCCACUAGAAGGCAAGCCCAAAAAGUUCAAUGACAGCAUUACAUUUAACUUUACUAUUGUUUCUAAACACACACACACACACACACACACACACACACACACACACGACACCAUAAUAGUACUAAUAACAAACUAAUGAUGCCACAUUUCUUAGACACUAAUUUAAAGUUUAUUUCUUGUGAUAAAUACUCUGUACCUUAUGAAACCAUAAAACACCUAUUCUUUUAAUAUGUCUUUAUUGAUUUUGUUUUGAGAGAGAG
Messenger RNA from Myotis brandtii (Brandt's bat), 5811 nucleotides. It is a transcript of the gene FBXO47, whose product is annotated as F-box protein 47. Lineage: Eukaryota; Metazoa; Chordata; Mammalia; Chiroptera; Vespertilionidae. The transcript has 11 exons. The coding region runs from base 1488 to 2843 and encodes 451 amino acids. Gene Ontology annotation, molecular function: protein binding. The record is from RefSeq and is a predicted model, not a curated record.